Pochonia chlamydosporia 170 is the source of this 1686-nucleotide messenger RNA. RefSeq names its product serine carboxypeptidase. The coding region runs from base 1 to 1686 and encodes 561 amino acids. Gene Ontology annotation, molecular function: serine-type carboxypeptidase activity. The transcript has 3 exons. Gene Ontology annotation, biological process: proteolysis. NCBI's taxonomy places the organism in Eukaryota, Fungi, Ascomycota, Sordariomycetes, Hypocreales, Clavicipitaceae. The record is from RefSeq and is a predicted model, not a curated record.
AUGAGGACUCUCUGGAUGGUGUCCCUUUUGGGAUUUUUAAGUUCUACAACAAAUGCGCGAAAGUCCGACAACUACGCUCGUCUUCUCCAGCACUUACACGGAGAUGGUGCCGCCGAAUUCUCCAAAUAUAGCGAAGCCAAGACUCCUCCAACUCUAUAUUCGCGAGCCAAGACUGAGGCUCCCCACCGGUUCCUGAACAAUGGGACUCAAAAGUUCGCCGUCAAUGGUACUGGUAUUCCCGAGGUAGACUUCGAUAUCGGCGAAUCGUACGCUGGUCUUUUGCCAGUUACCGACAAGAAGGAGGAUCGCGAUAACCUCUUCUUUUGGUUCUUCCCGACCGACAAUGAAGAGCACAAGAAGAAGAAGGAGAUUACCAUUUGGCUCAACGGCGGGCCUGGGUGCUCUUCCCUCCUGGGUUUGCUUCAGGAAAAUGGCCCUUUUGUCUGGCAACCCGGUACCUUGAAGCCGGUCCCCAAUCCAUGGAGCUGGCAUCAUCUCACAAACGUUGUCUGGAUCGAACAACCCGUCACCGUCGGCUUCUCCACCGGUAAUACCACCAUUCACAAUGAAGAUGAGCUAGCCAAGCAAUUCAUGGGUUUCUGGAAGAACUUUAUCGACACGUUUUGCCUGCAGGGUUACAAAGUCUACGUUGUUGGUGAGUCGUAUGGCGGAUACUACGCGCCUUACAUCGCCAGCCACUUUGUCAAUGCCAACGAUACCGACUACUACGACGUUGGCGGCUUGAUGGUAGUAGACGGCAUCAGCUUCGACGGCGACGUGCAGUCCGAAGUGGUUGUCGAGACGUUUGUGGAGCAAAACUACAACCUCAUGCCCUUUGACGACCGUUUCAUGGCCACUAUCCACAACACAUCCGAGCAUUGCGGAUACAGAGACUUCAUCAAGAAGUACUACGUAUACCCUCCCGCUGGGGAGCAGCCUUCCUUGCUGCCGUGGCAGGAGAAGCUCCCCAACGGAACCGUCACUUACAAAGAAGGAUGCGGCGGCUUGUGGGAUGCAGUAAACCGACAGGCCAAGAAAGACAACCCCUGCUUCAACAUUUACAAUAUCCUCGACCACUGCCCAGACCUAUAUGAUCCUCUCGGCGAUGACCCCUACUUCAACCGCGAGGAUGUCAAGAAGGCUAUUCACGCACCACUCCAGGUCCAAUGGUCUCAAUGUGUCAACACCGCAUUCGUCAACCGUGACGAGUCUCUGCCCCCGUCCAAGUACGAGCUGCCCAAUGUCAUCGACAAGACCAAGAACGUCAUAUACGUCCAAGGCGGAACCGACUUCAUCCUCCCCGCCAACGGUGUCUUGCUCGCCCUGCAGAAUAUGACCUGGGGCGGCAAGAUGGGCUUCCAGUCUCGUCCCACGGAUCCCUUUUACGUGCCCCGAUUCCGGACUGGCAAACAGGGUUACGGUAGUGAUCUUCCUGACAAGUCUGGUGUUGUUGGAACUUCCCACCAUGAGCGUGGCCUAAGCGUCGCAGUCACAGGUCUCUCCGGCCACGAGGGUCCCGAGUACGCAUCAACGUCUGCGUUUAGACAAUUGGAGAAGCUGCUGGGACGAGUGCACAGUCUGAGUGAUACUACGCCCUUUACGCUGCCGCAGUUGAAGAAUGCCACGCAGGAUGAGAAGCCCUUGGGUAAGGGGACGUUUCCUAUUCCGUGGGUUUAUAGUGGUUAA